Fulvia fulva is the source of this 891-nucleotide messenger RNA. RefSeq lists its product as uncharacterized. The transcript has a single exon. Lineage: Eukaryota; Fungi; Ascomycota; Dothideomycetes; Mycosphaerellales; Mycosphaerellaceae. The record is from RefSeq and is a predicted model, not a curated record. Bases 1 to 891 code for a protein of 296 amino acids.
AUGGACAAUCACGAUCUCGAGAAAGGUCUGGGCGAGGAUUCCUCAACCUCAGCACAUGCUUCAACUCCUCAAGCACUAUCCGCUGAGGCACACCCUUCUACAUCUCGCAAUCCGCACUUCGGGUCAGAACUCGCGAUAUUCCAGGGUCUUGUCGGUAUACACUAUCUCAAGGAAGGCGGAGAACCCUGGACCGAUCGGCAUCAUGAAGCACCAGUCAACCCCCUUCUGGCAGUCUUCUUUCCUUCGAAGACCGCAAAGGCCAGACAACGCAACCGUGGCAUGUACAAGCGGGCUGUGACCCAAGACGCGAAGAAUCGAUCUAUGUACGCCAUCACACACUACAUCAUAUCCGGACUGUACAUCUUCCAGGUCCUGGUCGCAGCAACGCUCACUGCCUUGUCUGCCUACGGUAACACUUCCACGGUGAGUUUAACGGUACUCGGCGCCAUCAAUACCGCCAUCGCCGGCCUGCUAGCAUGGCUCACGGGCCAAGGCAUGCCAACACGAUAUCGUCGAGCACGAGAUCCGUAUCGUGAGGUCAUCAGGCAUAUCGAAGCCAUGGAGCGCCGGUUUGCCCAAAUCAACUACGUCAAUUGGCCUGAAGGCCGUCGACCUGACCCUGUGUUAGAACGAGACAAGAUUGCCAAGAUGUUUGAGGAUGCAAGAAAGGACCAAGAAGCCAACUACCCUGACACGACGCAGACGCCGUUGGCGGAUCAGAGGGAUGCGAAGAAUGACGAGCUUAAUGAUGAGUUGAUCAAGUGGAAGACGAAGAAGAAGGACCAGGAGAUGAAAUUUGCGCAGAUGAAGGCGGAUCUGGAAGAGGCGAAGGCGAGUAUGAGGGCUGGGUUCACGGGAGGAAAGGCGGUGAUGGAGGAGAUCAUAUCGUGA